Molecule: messenger RNA, 565 nt
Organism: Tinamus guttatus (white-throated tinamou)
Lineage: Eukaryota; Metazoa; Chordata; Aves; Tinamiformes; Tinamidae
Source: RefSeq, a predicted model, not a curated record
AUGUUUCAGAUCUUACCAGCAGGUGACCAGACAGAGGUUGGCGAGAAUGGUGUGACACUCAGUGGGGGCCAGAAGGCUCGAAUAGCCCUUGCCAGAGCUGUUUACCAGGAGAAAGAGCUUUACCUCCUUGACGAUCCCCUGGCAGCUGUAGAUGCCAAUGUAGCCAACCAUCUUAUGGAGAAAUGUGUUAUGGGAGUCCUCAAGCACAAGACAAGGAUCCUUUGCACCCACAGGACGGAGUUUUUGAAGAAGGCUGAUGCCUUGUUGUUGGUGGACAACGGCAGGGUAGUCAGGACAGGAACACCAGCUGAGAUCCUGCCACUUGUGGAAGCUUUCCCCAAGUUCAAGGACAUGGACAAGAGGCAGGAUAAAGCCCCUGAAGAGCAGGGCCAAGAGGAUGCCAUAAAGACAGAGGCAGAAGAAUUGACCCCAAACAAUCCCCUUCUCCGCCAGGAGGAGGAGAAGAAAGAAGGAGCAGUAGCUUUUAAGGUGUACAAGGCAUAUUGGCUGGCAGUGGGCAGCUGCUUGGCAUCGUCCAUCCUCUUUUCCCUGCUCCUGAUGCAAG